GCGCGAGAGCCCCAGUUUUGGCGGGAGGGGCGCGAGCCGCGCUCGGGCCGAAGCUGACGCCAGUUUCCGCGCUGGGAGGCUCCGUCUGGGGCCAAGCUAAGCCUCUGCCCCGCCCGGGAAGGAAGAGAGCAGGACUUCUUGAGAGGAAAUGCCAAGGGUCUUGAGUUAGCCUUGUCGGGAGGAGGAGGAGGAGGAGGAGAGGGGCGUUUAAGCUCUUUAUUACUCGGAGGAAGAGAGCUUGGCAGAUGUCCCAAGCGAGAGAACCUCUUCCUUCAGGGCCUGAAGGGCCAGAGCGCGCAGCUCCGGCUGAAAACAGCUUUUUGAUCUCGCUCCCUCGAGAAAAAUGUGAUAGAGGAAGAACAGCGCUAGGAGAGAGAGAGAUCAGAGAACCUUCAAAUAACCCAAAUAUACAAGUAGAUACAGAGGACCAGCCUGUCUGGGGGAAUUGCACUGGUGAUGACCUCAUCAGAACACAACCUCAGCGUUUGCCACAACCAAAUGCUUCACCACUGGAAAAGUGUAAGGAAGAAACAGGCAAAAUACAAAUACAAAAUGGCCAUACUGGGCUGAAUAAUGCAAGUGGGAUGCACAAUGGAGUCAAGUGUGGGGCACCAGAUAACAGAAAGUUCUCGGCACCUGUUUCCCAAAAAAUGCACAGAAAAAUUCAGUCCAGCUUGUCUGUCAACAGUGGAAGCAGCAAGAAGAGCUCUGCAUACUCUCACAAGCCAGGCUCUUCACCCGAAGAUUGCUGUGUUCACUGUAUCUUGUCCUGCUUGUUCUGCGAAUUCGUCACCCUCUGUAGCCUUGUCCUGGGACAAGCGUCAUGUGGGGUCUGCCCAGUAGAAGCCUGCUGUUGCUGCUGUGGAGAAGAAAUGGGAGAUGACUGCAACUGCCCGUGUGAUAUGGACUGUGGCAUAAUGGAUGCCUGUUGUGAAUCAUCAGACUGUUUGGAAAUUUGUAUGGAAUGCUGUGGGAUUUGUUUCCCAUCAUGAUAACUUUUUAUCACUUUUUUCUGCUUUCUUAAAAAACAUCAACAACGUAACUGGAGAGGGUUCAAGUUUUUGUGUGUUUCUCUGAAAUAAAACAACAGCCGCUUUCAAAGGACACAUUUAGACACACUUGCAGCAACCUGGUUUUCUGCACUGUUAACUUGAUUUUAUAAACAAUUGUUGAAGAAAAGCAAACUCAUAAGAACAAAUGCUUGAUGGUCUAAUUUUCUGUAGUGGGUGGUUGACUGCGCAAAGACCUGCUCACGCAGGUAAAACAACCAUUGGUGGUUGUUCCUGGAUAAAGACAAAAGGGUUUUAGCCCUUUGUAGUUUCCUGUUGUGUGCAGGCAGGGGGUUGACAGAGUUUACCACCCCUUCACUAACAAACAAGUUACUAGAAGAGAUAGAAAACAGCAGAGUUGGAACAAAGUAACAACAAUUUCAUGAGGGCUUUCCACUUAAGUGAAUCUCUUGGUGGGAAAUAUUUGUAAUGGGUUUUUUUUAAAAAAAAUAC
Molecule: messenger RNA, 1502 nt
Organism: Podarcis raffonei (Aeolian wall lizard)
Lineage: Eukaryota; Metazoa; Chordata; Lepidosauria; Squamata; Lacertidae
Gene: MDFIC
Product: MyoD family inhibitor domain containing
Exons: 6
Coding region: 246-992 (248 amino acids)
Source: RefSeq, a predicted model, not a curated record